AUGAAACCAAGACCUGCGCCAGAAGACUCGCUUGAGCCAUCGUGCACGCUCACCUUUUUCGGCUGUUUUGGUUCAUCGUCAUCGUCAAUCCGUGCAGAUGAACUGUACCGAAAUGAACAGGCACCUGAAGGAGUUGAGCGUGAAAUGCGCAUUAUGUAUCAACAGCCUCACCUAGUACCGCCUAUGAAGCUCACUGUAUUUGAUACCAUGCCAGCAACUCCUACUCCACCUCCACCUUCGCAUCUGUCGAAAUUGGUCUCCCAAGGCAAGGCCUCAUUGAGAUCGAGCCUGUCAAUACGAAGGCCAAGACCAUCAAUCUCGGAACCACAACCACCAAUUCCAACAAGUCAGGACCUGCCAUUUCGUCGACCGACUGUAAAGUACCGUCCACUAGAGCUGAGCAUAUAUAUGCCUACGAAUAGACUCUCGGACCUGCCCGAAUUUGACCGGUUGAGUUUCACGGAUGUGGGAGAAAUCAAAACACCCGCUCGAGCUUUGAUCCGGACCAAGUCAGAAGAGUUCCUUUCACACAAAAUUUCCACGUUCACUACAUUCUCUACACCAGCGAAACCUGCGUCUAUGAUCGAACAACGUCGUUUGUCCCACUUCCGGCUCGACGUAUCUUCGACAGUGAUCUCAGUGUCGAGACCGCCGUCUGAGUACGAUGCACUUCAUUCUCAUCCGGUCUCGUGGGCAUCUCUCCCUGGGUUGCCACCUUCGGCUUACAUGACUGGCCGUUCUGAACCAUCCGUUGCUAUCCUCACGCCUAUGCAAGAAGAGUUCAGUCCACUCCCAACCACUUCAGUCAUGGUCGAUGGUGUGAUGCUGGACUUCCCUCUCGUUGGAAAGACACCUACAAUGUCCCCUCAUAUCGAGGCCAGAUCAUCUGAAGACGCACCGGCACCAGCACCAUUUGUUCCCUCAGGCGUUGCAAGAAAUUUCUCCAAACUCACAGCAACUCGUGAAGAGACGAACCCGCCAGCAUAUUUUCAUCCUAAUUUCCAGACACAAAAGCGAAUUUCGCAGUGGCUUUCGCAUCGUGGACAUUCAAGCUCAAUCAGCACCAUUGCCACCACCAAAACUUCGUCGACAUCCACGUCCUUCGCAGAGCACCGCCGGAAGCGUUCUCAAUUCUAUCAACUUUCUUCAGCCCCACCCAAGCCACUCAGCCUUUGGCCACAACAACACCAGAGGACUAUGACUGAGUCAACUAUCGCAAGCACUGUUGAUACCGACAUACUGUCAUUUGAGGUACAAAGUCGAACAGAUAGUAGCAUAACGACAGCGCCGGAUCUGCAAAGUCGAAGUGGAACAAUCAAGAGCAUCUCGAAUGGGUUAAGGCCAAUUAUAAGUGGUGUGCCUGAUGUUCCACCUUGCUAUACCGACAUCAUCAGGCAGAUCGAUGAUGACGAUGCCUUGAUCAAAGAGAUCAAUGGACCAUUGCGAAGUCCUGGUGUUGGGGUUGCCUUUUGA
Molecule: messenger RNA, 1473 nt
Organism: Exophiala bonariae
Lineage: Eukaryota; Fungi; Ascomycota; Eurotiomycetes; Chaetothyriales; Herpotrichiellaceae
Exons: 2
Coding region: 1-1473 (490 amino acids)
Source: RefSeq, a predicted model, not a curated record